Wallemia mellicola CBS 633.66 is the source of this 2378-nucleotide messenger RNA. RefSeq names its product MBOAT-domain-containing protein. Lineage: Eukaryota; Fungi; Basidiomycota; Wallemiomycetes; Wallemiales; Wallemiaceae. Gene Ontology annotation, biological process: GPI anchor biosynthetic process. The record is from RefSeq and is a predicted model, not a curated record. The coding region runs from base 582 to 2378 and encodes 598 amino acids. Gene Ontology annotation, cellular component: endoplasmic reticulum. The transcript has 3 exons.
GUUGUAUAAGACUACCAUGAUCAACGUCAGUAGAAUAACACAGUUGUUCCCAUUAAGGGGAGCUAUUCAAUGUAGACAAUUUAGCCAGUCAUUUCCUGUAUUUGCUAGCACGAAAUCAGCAGUGAAAGACGCGGAUAAGGAGAAAGCUAAAAAGCAGAAGGAAAAGGAGAAGGAGAAAGCUAGAAAGCAAAAGGACGCGAUGAAGACUAAGCUGAAUCCACCAAAGCAGGCGCCAACUCCUUGGCAGCUCUUCUUCACGGAGGAAUUAGAGAAAGCAAGACAACAAGGCAAAGUUGAAAUCGGAGUUAUCAGCCACUCAGCUUCUGAGUUAUACAAGAAGUUGACAGAUUCUGAGAAACAACCAUACAUUGAACAAUCUAAGCAACUGAGGACGAAACAAGCAAAGGAGUUUGCUGACUAUAUCAAAUCACUUCCAUUAGAUCUUCUUAAAAAGGAGAAUUCUAUCCGUUCGAAGUUGCGUAAACAAGGUAAGAAGGGCGGUGUACAGAGAAUCAAAGAUCCAAACGCGCCAAAGAGGCCAUUAACAGCCUACUUUGCCUACUUGAAGGAUCUUAGGGAGAAUGAAAGCAUCAGACGCGAAGUAUUUGGUGACAGCGCCGUCAGCUGGAUUGAGUCUAGCAUUAUUGAACAAUCAAAGACAGCUUCUGACAAGUGGAAAGAGCUCUCAGACGAUUUCAAGCAAACGUACAAGGAUAGAGCUACAGAAGCAAAAAAGAAAUAUGAACAAGUUAAACAUGAAUACGAAAAUUCCUUCUUGUAAACAAUCGAUGAACUUGCUUCAAUCUUCUCAGACGAACAAGUCGAGAUGGGGUUCGAAUGAGUUUAAAAUUUAUUAUUUGGUUUUUAUUAUAAUGAUACCUAUCAUUUUCUAUAUCCCUAUAGAUAUUUCUAAUAUACGACACAUCAACUACAGCCGAUAUAGCGGUCGUCUAGCGAAUGGAUGGCUUUUUAAUAGAAAAAUAGACCUCACAGACCAGCAAUAUAAAUCAUUCAGGAAUAACCUCCGUCAGCUCGUCUGUAUAUCACUCAUUCACGUGCUGAUAUCGAAACUAAUAAAGAAGAUAAACAAAUUGACAGAAUUAAAUUGCGAUUGGAUAUUAUGUGUAGCUGUAUUACUUGGUUUACAUUCCUAUCACUUUGUUUUUCCAUUGGCUAUCAGUAUAGCCUCUUAUGCACUCUCAAAGUUCCUGGCAGGGUACAAAUACUUUUAUGUGUUUAUUUGGUUAUUCAACAUCUCCACUUUAGUAGCUAUAGAAUAUUACAACGGUAUAUCCUUCGCAUUAAUACACCCUUCUCUUGGUUACCUCAACAGUAGUAAAGGCUUAGUCCGCUGGUAUGUCUUUUAUAAGAUGACAACAUUGAGGAACAUUUCUUUCGCUUUGGAUCUUCAUUGGAUGCGCAUGAGCUAUGGAAGAGUAAUCAAACCGCUUCCGAUGCGAAGUCUUACAUAUUCUGAAAGGAAAAACACUUCCCUCGAAGAGCAAGACUAUGGCUUAUUUAACUUUUUAUAUUACGUCUUUUAUCCUCCACUCUAUCUAGCGGGUCCGAUUAUGACCUAUAACGACUUCAUUCAUCAGUCUUACUUGCAUUUCAAUCGCCCAACAAUGGAUUACACCUUAAAAUAUGCUCUACGUUGCUUAUCAACAUUCUUGACAUUGGAGAUUAGCUUGCAUUUUAUAUACGUAGUCGCUAUAAAAAAUACAGGCGCUUGGAGAAACGACACACCAUCUCAGAUUGCAUUGAUUGGUUUUUGGAAUUUGAUAGUUGUUUGGUUGAAGCUGCUCAUUCCGUGGCGUUUCUUCAGACUAUGGAGCUUGGCUGAUGGGAUUGAAUGCCCGGAGAAUAUGAUCAGAUGCGUUGCGAACAACUACUCGACGACUGGUUUUUGGAGAUCAUGGCAUAGGAGUUUUAAUCUGUGGAUCAUACGUUACUUGUACGUCCCACUUGGAGGUGCGAAAUAUGCGGCUUUAAUUACACCCGUUAUCUUUGUCUUUGUUGCGCUUUGGCAUGAUCUCAAUUGGCGCCUUCUCGUUUGGGGUGGACUUGCGAGUGGAAUUAUUCUACCAGAGCUUCUUGCGACAUAUUUGUUACCCCCACAUUUGUAUAAUCAUAGGUGGUGGUACAGGCACCUCUGUGCAGUCGGUGGUGUGCUCAACAUACUUGCACUUAUGGGUGCAAACCUCGUAGGCUUCGUACUGGGAAUUCGUAAUACGAAGGAUUUUCUCAUCGAUUUGGUUUGCACUGCUGCAGGAUGGAAAUUCCUAGCUGUCGCACUACCAUCACUCUUCGUUGGCGUUCAAGUUAUGUUUGAAUUACGGGAAGCUGAGAAGCGGAAAGGCAUUUACUUGCGUUGUUAA